UAAAAAGACAAAAGUAGCCCGAUCCCACCUUUUCGGCAACACCCAAAACACCUUAGACAUGUCACGUUUCUUCCGUUCUGCCUCAGACAGCGAAUCCGAUUCCGAGUCCUCUGACAACGAGUCCUUCAUUUCCGAUGACUUGUCCGACAACGAAGUCGAUUCCGAAGGAGAAGAAGAAAAGCAACAAGACGAUCAGCCCAAAAAAUCACGUUUCUUGAAGGGUACUGGAGACGACUCUGACGAUGACUCUGAUAAUGAAUUCGGUGGAAAGCGUCAGGUCAAAUCGCAAAAAGACAAGCGUCUUGAAGAAAUGCAGGGAUCUGUAAAAGCUAUCGAAAAUGGACAAAAGAAUAGCGAUUGGACCCGAAUCACAAAUGAAUUCGACAAGUUGGCUGUCAGCGUAACCAGAGCAACUACCGGUUUCGACAGCAUUGAAGUUCCCAGAUUCUACAUCAAGGUUCUUUCAGACCUUGAUGAUUUUAUGCAGGAAACCCUCCAAAAGGAAAAGUCUGCCAAGAAGAAGAUGAGUGCAGGAAACAACAAGGCUGUCAACGCCAUGCGUCAAAAGUUGAAGAAGAUCAACAAGCAGUACGAAAAGUCAAUCGCAGAAUACAAAAAGGAUCCCGAAGCUUUCAUGGUCGAGGAAGAAGAAGAGGAGAUCCCUGAGCCUAUUGUGAAGAAAAAGGUUACCCCAAGUGAGAAGGUUUCUUCCGUAGAAACUGAAGCUGUUGAUGAUGGCUUCACCUCAGUUGGUAAGGGCGGUAAGGCUGUUGUUGAGGUGACCAACGAAACCCUCCUGACUAAGCUGAGAGAGACUCUCGAAAACAGAGGAAAGAAGAACACUGAUCGUGAGGAACAAGUUGCUGUUUUGGAAGUUCUCCUCCAAAAGUCAAAGUCGCCUUUCCAGAAGAUCUCGGUUCUCCUUGCUUUGAUCUCUUCCCGCUUUGAUAUUAACCUCAGCAUGGUUGAGUAUAUGCAACUGAAACUUUGGAAGUCAGUCGAGAAAGAACUCAACCUUCUUCUCGAGGUCCUUGAGGCUAACCCUGCAUUCGUUGUUUGCGAAAAUGCCGAGGAUCUCGAUAACGAAGAUAAGGAUAUAACGCCAGCUGCUGGUGAGACUAUCAAGAUCCGUGGUUCCAUCGUCAGUUACGCUGAACGCCUGGAUGAUGAAUUCACUCGUUCGCUCCAGCACAUUGAUCCCCACACUACUGAAUACAUUGAUCGUCUCCGUGAUGAGCCUUCUUUGUACGCUAUCUUGGUUCGCACACAAUCCUACUUUGAGGAGUAUCAGAUGAAGGAUAACAUCUCUAGAGUUCUUAUCCGCAGAUUGGAGCACAUCUACUACAAGCCUGAGCAAGUCAUUCGCUCCAUUGAGUCAGCCACCAAGGAGCUCUUGCCCAAGUAUAUUUCUUCAAAGAUCACUUCAUCUGAGGAUCCUACUCAACUCAUUCACCAGAUCUGCUCUUACCUCUACAAGCAAAGCGCAUCUGUUCUCCGCACACGCGCCAUGCUUUGCCAUAUUUAUCAUUUUGCCCUCCACAAGGAUUUCCACACUGCUAGAGACAUGUUGUUGAUGUCCCAUUUGCAGGAAUCCAUUCAUCAAGCCGAUAUUAAUACACAGAUCCUUUUCAACCGCACAACUGUUCAGAUUGGUCUCUGCGCUUUCCGUGAUGGUUUGAUUAAAGAAGCACAUGCUGCUCUCCAGGAGAUUCAGGGCUCUGGUCGUGUUAAGGAAUUGUUGGCACAGGGUAUCCAGGCACCACGUUACGGUCAGCAGGCCACACCAGAGACAGAUCAGCUCGAACGUCAGCGCCAGCUUCCCUUCCACAUGCAUAUUAACCUCGAAUUGCUCGAGUGUGUCUUCUUGACUUGCUCGAUGCUUUUGGAGAUCCCUGCUCAAGCACAGGCUGGACCUAACAACAAGAAGUUUAUCUCUAGACCCUUUAGACGCCUUUUGGAUUACAACGAGCGCCAGGCAUUCUCUGGACCUCCCGAGAACACCAGAGAUCACAUCAUGAGCGCUGCAAAGGCACUUGCAUCAGGAGAAUGGGAAAAGGCUAGAGACUUCAUUCUGGCUAUCAAGGUCUGGGAUCUUAUGCCUGAGACCCAGGAUAUCAAGGACAUGUUGGUCCGUAAGAUCCAGGAAGAGGGUCUCCGCACUUACCUUUUCACCUAUGCUUCCUAUUACUCUACACUCGGUCUGUCACAGCUGUCAGUCAUGUUUGGUCUUCCAGUCUCAAAUGUAUCUGCAAUUGUGUCUAAGAUGAUCUGGAGUGAGGAGCUGUCAGCAUCGCUCGACCAGGUAUCCCAGUGCGUUGUACUCCAUCAGGUUGAGCUGUCCAGACUUCAGGUUCUGUCUCUUCAGUUCUCUGAAAAGGCUGCUAACCUUGUAGACCAGAAUGAACGUCUUGCAGGUGUCGGUCGUGAUAAUUCCAAAAACCAUAAUUAGAAUACUCUCUCUGUUUUCUCUCUUUAAUUAUACUGAAAAAAAAAAGAAAAACACAGUAAUCAUGUCG
This is a messenger RNA of Phycomyces blakesleeanus NRRL 1555(-), 2516 nucleotides long. RefSeq lists its product as hypothetical. Gene Ontology annotation, biological process: translational initiation. The record is from RefSeq and is a predicted model, not a curated record. Gene Ontology annotation, cellular component: eukaryotic translation initiation factor 3 complex. The transcript has 5 exons. Gene Ontology annotation, molecular function: translation initiation factor activity; translation initiation factor binding; RNA binding. The coding region runs from base 59 to 2449 and encodes 796 amino acids. Lineage: Eukaryota; Fungi; Mucoromycota; Mucoromycetes; Mucorales; Phycomycetaceae.